AAGGCUGUGAAGGCAGCAUCCAAAUACCAUAGCGCAUCUGAUGAUGAAGAAGGCCAGCAAAACUCUUCUGGGAGGGAAAUGGGACAGCUCCACAGACUGGGCCGUCGAAGAAAAACGGUGAAGCUGUGCCGAGCGCUCUCUGACCUAGUGGUGUACACGAACUCUGUGGCAGCCCAGGAUAUAGUAGAUGAUGGAUCAACAGGGAACGUGCUAUCGUUCAGUGAGACAAGAGCCCACCAAGCAGUGCAGCAGAAGGCCGAACAGUUUAUGCUCUACAACCAGAAACAGCUUACGAGAGUCUAUCCAUCAGCCUAUCGGAUUGACUCCAGCAAUUUCAAUCCUUUACCUUACUGGAACGUUGGUUGCCAGUUAGUGGCACUAAACUACCAGUCUGAGGGACGCGUGAUGCAAUUAAACGAAGCAAAAUUUAGAGUAAAUGGCAACUGUGGUUAUGUCCUCAAACCUCAGCAGAUGUGCAAAGGCACAUUCAACCCCUACUCUGCUGAUCCACUUCCUGCCAGUCCUAAAAAGCAGCUUAUUCUGAAAAUCAUCAGUGGACAGCAGCUACCUAAGCCUCCUGACUCAAUGUUAGGAGACAGAGGAGAGAUAAUAGACCCCUUUGUUGAGGUGGAAGUUAUUGGGCUGCCUGUUGACUGCUGUAAAGAUCAAACGAGGGUGGUUGACGACAAUGGGUUUAAUCCUGUUUGGGAGGAAACGCUCACUUUUACCAUCCACAUGCCUGAAAUGGCUUUGGUGCGAUUCCUUGUUUGGGACCACGACCCUAUUGGGCGGGACUUUGUUGGACAGAGAACUCUGGCCUUCAGCAGUCUUGUGCCUGGUUAUCGUCAUGUGUAUUUAGAAGGGCUGAUAGAAGCAUCCAUAUUUGUUCAUAUAACCAUUAAUGAGAUCUAUGGAAAGAAUAAGCAGCUGAUAGGACUCAGGGGGUUGUUUAACAAGAACCCCAAGCACAGUUCUGCUGAAACCAGCGGGCCCUACGUACGGAAGCGAUCUAUUGGUGAUCGAAUUCUCCGGCGCACAGCCAGUGCACCAGCCAAAGGUAGAAAGAAAAGUAAGAUGGGUUUUCUGGAAGCUAAUGAAAUGAAAGACAGUGCAUCUGAACCAACAGACCUGAAGGACAAAGAAGGAGUUGUGAGGCGUACAAGCCGGAGUUUGCAAGCCCGUCCUGCUUCUAUGCCCGUGGACAAAUAUCUUCUGGUAGGACUGCCAUGUCCAGCAGAUGAAACUGCCCAAGAUGCCAAAGGAAAAGAAAAUGCAUCUGCCAACAGCGGUGACGAUACAGAUGAGAAGGAAACAAACUCGAAAGAAUCUGGUUUGCCAUGUUCUGAGAAAACAGCAAAUGCUUCCAAUUUGGCAUCUCAGUUUAGGAAGAAUGACCAGGAGGAGAUUAUGGUUGACUCUUUAGGACCACCUCUACAGGAGCAACCUGAAAAUUUAGCUUUUCCAGUUGGUGUAGCUGAAACAAAUCACCUCAUGGGCUAUCAGGACAAUGAUCUUUCUGAUGCAACUGUCCCUCUAAUGCAGGACUCUGAUUUUGAUCUUUCCCCAGAAAAAACAUGUGACAAAAACUGUGUAGGUGAUAAAAACAAAGAUGAUACAGAAGGGACUAGGGAAGAGAAAUUAACUCUUGUGGGGAAUUCCCUUUGUCAAAAAGUAGAGAUGGAAAACCACAAAUGUGACAACGUCAAGAAAAGCACUGUAGCACCUCUUUCUUCGACGGAUAUUUCUUCUACUAUUUGCUCUGAUGCUCCUGAUUUGCACUCCACUUUCACCACGCAAGACAGCGACAUUUCUCGUCUUAUAAAUGAAGUUUCUCUAGCGAACGAGAGUGAGAUGGAUAGCGCUGUCUCAGCCCUCAUUGGACAGCUUGAUGUCACAGAUGACCGAGCUAAUCUUACCGUGGUGUCAAGCCUCCAUGGCACGAGCAGUCAGACCCUCAGUAUGAUGGCUACACACCCACACGCGCUCCCUGUGAACCUUAACAGUCCCUGUAAGCACCACUUGACUACCACAAAAUCCAUCAGGUCCCCUUUAUUCUCAACUCCAGAUACUACCAUGUUCUCCAGCCCCGAGACUGCGGAAUAUUCUGUGUACACAAUUAUCCGUGAGGCAACUCUUACACCAGCUUCUAAAUGUAAGACCCACAGUGAAUUGGUUUGCAAGAAAACGUUAAAUGGUAUAGGAAAUAAUUCUCCUAGCUCUCCUUGUCCUUCUCCUCUCUCUUUGCUAAAUGCAAAUCCCCAAAGAAAAUGCGGAACACAAUCUGGAACAAGCUGGGAAGCCCCCAAGUCUGCCAGUUCCUUUGCUUCCAAUAGCCUCAUCUUUGAGGAGAUGCUUGUUGACCCUCUCGCCGGUGAAAAUUCAGAAAGCAGCAGCCUUGUAGAAGUGGAUGGGGAUUCUCAAGAUCUCUUGGUAACUGCCUGUGAGUACAGGAGGGAAGACGUGAGCCAGUUGGCUUCCCCUUUGAAGCUGAGGCAAAAGCAGGACGCUGGGCGUGGUGGCGAGAAGACCUUUGGGAAUAGUGUUGAGCUCUGUGGGGCCUCCCUGGGUUGCUCGGGUGACUUCAGGACUGCGGGGAGUCAGCUCCCUUUCCCAGCAUGUGAAAACGUUGGCUUUUUGUACCAUCAUCAUUCAGAUAAGCAGAAAAAUGUGAUGUGUACGUCCGAGAGAUCCCAGCUGAGCGGACACUCGCCGGCGCUCAAAAACGCUUUGGCUUUCCCGCCCCAUUCAGCCAUCAAGCAGACGAGCCCUUGCAAAUCCAAGAGUCUUGGUGACUUGACCUCAGAGGAUAUUUCCUGCAAUUUUGAAAGUAAGUAUCAGUACAUAAGUAGGAGCUUUAUCUCCUCAGGCAUGAGAGACAAGAAACUUGCUGCUAUGAAGAAUAUGAGACCACACUCUACGGAUGCUCUGACGGAGCAGCUGAGGAAGCUGGUGUCCCUGGACCAGGAGGAGAGCUGUCAAAUGCUGUACUCCAGGCAGCUUGAUGAAGACUGCCCAAAAGCGUUGGUGAGAAAACUCUCAUCCAGAAGCCAGAGCAGGGUGCGGAAUAUCGCCAGCCGUGCCAAGGAGAGGCAGGAGGCUGCCAGCAAGCAAAAAUCUUCAAAUCCCGGUAGCAUAGCGGGGGUCGUCCUUCGGAACAAGCCCUCGGCAUCUCCUCACGUUAUCAACAGGCACUCAACAGGCUCCUACAUAGCCAGGUACCUGAAUGGCUUCCCCGGGGAGGAUGUGGAGGGCCGAGGAAUACCGGAGGGCGCGUGCACCGCUUUGCACUACGGCUGUAGCGACCAGUUGUAUACGCACGAUUCUGUUCUGCAGCUGGGACCUAACAGUGAUGAUAAGCCUGAAAUUUAUUUCCUGCUGAGACUGUAG
Molecule: messenger RNA, 3387 nt
Organism: Eurypyga helias (sunbittern)
Lineage: Eukaryota; Metazoa; Chordata; Aves; Eurypygiformes; Eurypygidae
Product: 1-phosphatidylinositol 4,5-bisphosphate phosphodiesterase eta-1-like
Exons: 10
Biological process (GO): phosphatidylinositol-mediated signaling; lipid metabolic process
Molecular function (GO): phosphatidylinositol-4,5-bisphosphate phospholipase C activity
Source: RefSeq, a predicted model, not a curated record